AAAUUGAGAACCGAUCCCUGAGCGCGAGCGCCACUCCCUUCUUCCUCCUCUUCCAUCCCUCCUCUGUUCUUCCUGCUUACGCCCUAAUCUAGACCUUCCGUUUUCGCUCUCUCUCUCUCUCUCUCUCUCUCUCUCUCUCCCUCUGUGCCGUGGAGCUCGACUAGCGGCACCGCUUCCGACCCGAAUCCACAGCGGCGGCGGCGGCGGCGGCGGCGGCGGGGAGCCAUGAGAUCGCGGUACGCCAUGGUGUGCUCGUCGAACCAGAACCGCAGCAUGGAGGCCCACGCGCUGCUCAAGAGGGAAGGCUUCGACGUCUCGUCGUACGGCACCGGGUCCCACGUCAAGCUCCCCGGGCCCUCCCUCCGGGAGCCCAACGUCUACGACUUCGGCACCCCCUACAAGCACAUGUUCGACGAGCUCCGGCGCAAGGACCCCGAUCUCUACAAGCGCAAUGGGAUCUUGCCCAUGCUCAAAAGGAAUAUGUCUGUGAAAUUAGCACCUCAAAGAUGGCAAGAUAACUCUUCUGAUGGCCCCUUCGAUGUGGUGCUCACAUUCGAAGAGAAGGUUUUCGAUAUGGUUCUAGAAGAUCUCAACAACCGAGAGCAGAUUCUUAUGAAGACUGUACUUGUGAUUAACCUGGAGGUAAAGGAUAACCAUGAGGAGGCAGCAACUGGAGCUCAGCUUGCUUUAGAUCUUUGUCGAGAGAUAGAAGCAGCUGAGUCUUGGGAGGAAUCUAUUGAUGACAUUGUGUCUAAUUUUGAAAAGCAGAACAGGCGGAAAUUAUUAUUCAGCAUUUCCUUCUAUUGAUGACCAUGGAAGAUUGAAUCAGGCUCUCUCAUGUUUUUACGCCUUUGCUCAAUCUUGGUAUUCACAGUCCACACCAAUUGUUGGGUUUAAUGAGCACUUUCCUUGACUUCUCGUUAGUGAUAACUCUGCAUCGAUGUGGAAAAGAAACUGAGUCGAACACUUUUCUAUUCGCUUUAUCUCUGGAAUGUCGACCCAUGAUGAUGUAUUAGUAAUUAGAAGCAAGCCAGUCUUUGCUUAGGAGUGAAAAUUCUAUUAUUUUUCUGUAAUUUUUUUUUUUUAAUUUUUCUUUGUACUACAGAACUAAUUCUGCGAUGGUACUCACGUUGAGAGAGCAGGAAGAAAAGAGAUUCUGGCAUAUUGCAUAUGAUUUCUUCGUCUGCAACAUGUUGGAAACUGCCUCUAUUUUCAAUUUUCUGUAUCUUGCAUAUGAGAAGAAAAGCAAGAGAACAGAACCAACCUGACCUGGUCAGUCAUUUGAUGUUCGGUUCUCUAUUUGUGGCAGGUUCAAAGUUCAA
Eucalyptus grandis is the source of this 1322-nucleotide messenger RNA. RefSeq names its product RNA polymerase II subunit A C-terminal domain phosphatase SSU72. Gene Ontology annotation, cellular component: mRNA cleavage and polyadenylation specificity factor complex; nucleus. Gene Ontology annotation, biological process: termination of RNA polymerase II transcription. Bases 226 to 807 code for a protein of 193 amino acids. The transcript has 6 exons. Gene Ontology annotation, molecular function: RNA polymerase II CTD heptapeptide repeat phosphatase activity. NCBI's taxonomy places the organism in Eukaryota, Viridiplantae, Streptophyta, Magnoliopsida, Myrtales, Myrtaceae. The record is from RefSeq and is a predicted model, not a curated record.